AGCGGGCCGGCCAUGGGGGGUUUGAAGGACGAGCUGCUCAAAGCCAUCUGGCACGCCUUCACUGCGCUCGACCUGGACCACAGCGGCAAGGUCUCCAAGUCCCAGCUCAAGGUUCUUUCCCAUAACCUGUGCACGGUCCUGAAGGUUCCACACGACCCCAUUGCCCUUGAAGAGCACUUCAGGGAUGAUGACGAGGGGCCUGUCUCCAAUCAGGGCUACAUGCCGUAUUUAAACAAGUUCAUUUUGGAAAAGGUCCAAGACAACUUUGACAAGAUUGAAUUCAAUAGGAUGUGUUGGACCCUGUGUGUCAAAAAAAACCUCACCAAGAGUCCCCUGCUCAUUACAGAAGAAGAUGCAUUUAAACUAUGGGUUAUUUUCAACUUUUUAUCUGAAGACAAGUAUCCAUUAAUUAUUGUGCCGGAAGAGAUUGAAUACCUGCUUAAGAAACUUACAGAAGCUAUGGGAGGAGGUUGGCAGCAAGAACAAUUUGAACAUUACAGAGUCAACUUUGAUGACAAUAAAGAUGGCCUUUCUGCGUGGGAACUCAUUGAGCUUAUUGGAAAUGGACAGUUUAGCAAAGGCAUGGAUCGGCAGACAGUGUCUAUGGCAAUCAAUGAAGUCUUUAAUGAGCUUAUAUUAGAUGUGUUGAAACAGGGUUACAUGAUGAAAAAAGGCCAUAGACGGAAAAACUGGACUGAGCGCUGGUUUGUACUAAAACCCAACGUAAUCUCUUAUUAUGUGAGUGAGGAUCUGAAAGAUAAGAAAGGAGACAUUCUUCUGGAUGAAAACUGCUGUGUGGAGUCUUUGCCUGACAGAGAUGGGAAGAAAUGCCUUUUUCUCAUAAAAUGUUUUGAUAAGACCUUUGAAAUCAGUGCUUCAGAUAAGAAGAAGAAACAGGAGUGGAUUCAGGCCAUUUAUUCUACUCUCCAUCUGUUGAAGCUGGGAAGCUCACCGCCUCACAAAGAAGCUCGCCAGCGUCGGAAGGAACUCCGCAAGAAGCUGCUGGCUGAGCAGGUGGAGCUGGAGCGGCAGAUGAAAGAGCUCCAGGCCGCCAACGAGAACAAGCAACAGGAGCUGGAGACCGUGAGGAAGAAACUGGAAGAAGCUGCAUCUCGUGCUGCAGAGGAGGAAAAGAAACGCCUUGAGACUCAAGUGGAACUGCAGGCCAGGUUCAGCUCAGAGCUGGAGCGGGAGAAGCUGAUCAGGCAGCAGAUGGAAGAACAGGUUGCCCAAAAGUCCUCUGAACUGGAGCAGUAUUUGCAGCGAGUCCGGGAGCUGGAAGACAUGUACCUAAAGCUGCAGGAGGCCCUUGAGGACGAGAGGCAGGCCCGGCAAGAUGAAGAGAUGGUGCGGAAGCUUCAGGCCAGGUUGUUGGAGGAAGAGUCUUCCAAGAGGGCUGAGCUGGAGAAGUGGCACUUGGAGCAGCAGCAGGCCAUUCAGACCACAGAGGCGGAGAAGCAGGAGCUAGAGACGCAGCGCUUGCAGAAGGAGCGUGCCCUGCAGGAGGCCAUGGAGCAGCUGGCGCAGCUGGAGGAGGAACGCAGGCAGGCGCUGGAGCAGUAUGAGGGAGUGAAAAAGAAGCUGGAGAUGGCAGCUAUUAAGACCAAGAGCUGGAAGGACAGAGUGGCCCAGCACGAAGGAUUGAUUCGGUUGAUAGAACCAGGUUCAAAGAACCCUCACCUGAUCACCAACUGGGGGCCUGCAGCCUUCACCCAGGCCGAACUGGAAGAGAGAGAGAAGAACUGGAAAGGGAAGAAGACCACAGAGUGACAGUGGUGGCCAUGACUGGGGGCUUUAUGUUGGGGACCAUGGCUUUGCUGCUUCUAGCUCUUCUUCCCAGGCCUCUGAUUGGCCAGAAUCCUCGGGAGACCCUCCUGUUUAUCUUCCCACCAAUAAGGGCCGGCCUGGACAGAACACAGCAUCAGUAACGCCCAGCUCCUUAUUCGCUCUUGCUUGACAAUUUCAGCUUUUGAAAAUGACUGCUAGUCCUUUCAGGUUCUCGUCUGAACGGGGCAGUGCCCAGACAGCUUGGUCACUCCGUGGCUAUAGUGCAUGGAGGGCCACAGGCUGUGGGCACUGGUCCCUGGGUGGGCAGGGCCUCUGUGGCGGGGCAGCAUCUUUCUGCUCCAGCAGCACCCGUCCUUGCUUUCCCCCGGAUUGGCCAGGAUGCUCGCCAGCUGUGCCAGGGACUGGAAUGCCUCUGACCUCUGCUGCCCUGAAGGAGAAGUCACGAGCCACUGCCAUUUCCUGCCACCUUUCUGGAGUGUGGCUUCACAGUGGGUUUUUUGGCUGCUGCUAAGCUCUUUCCUUCCCUGACCUGGAUAUGCCUGGCUUCCUCAUCUCCUCCCCCCUCACCACGAAGGAAAACACCCCCUUGGCCAGACUCACCCUCCUUCUCCUGCAGGCUCGCUCUCGUACUUUCGCUUGCGCGCUCUCUCUCUCUCUCUCUCUCUCUCUCAUGGUGUGCUACCACAUACGUGCCAGGCUGUGAGGUGUAAUGCUGAAUAGCAGAGAGAAGUUAACUUGAAAUAAAAAUGGUCUGGGAGAUACAGAAAGCAGAUUAUAUGCACGCAGGUGACGAGGAACUGUGUCCAGCGGUUAGAUUCUAAACAUCACAGUGAAGGUGGCGUGUGUUACGUUGCCCAGCCGUGACGUCAGCCCUCAUCAGGUGGGCCUCUUUCCUGUUUCCUCCGCUCCUCUAUGGGCGACGGUGGAGGAAAUACCCAAUAACAGUUGGAAAUGCCUAAUAAAAAUCAGUGGAGCGGAAAUUGGGGUCAUGGUUUCUGUGCAUUGGACUGGACAGGAGCAUCGAGGGAGGUGUCAUAUACAAGCUGUCCUUGGGCUCAGGGCAGUGUUCAUGCCGCCAGGCCUUCCAGCACGAGGUGUAAGUACCAGGCAACAGAGCCCCACCUACAGCAAUGGCGCUUACGACUAUAAAUGAGCACGGGGGUAACUGAGUUGUGCAAAAGGGACAGAGGUCAGUGGGAUGGUUAAGGUCCUUCCUGUCUACACAGAUUAAAUGAGGACAGAGACCCGCACAUGCUCCUACUCUAGGGCCUGCACAGAAGUAGCAGAGAAGCUAGUUCAAAGAGACAUUCGUGGGACCAUUAGAUGGUGUAAUGGUUAUGUCACUGGACUUCCAAGUAGUCGACCGUGGUUCGAGUCCCAGACCUAGUGGCUUAAAAAACUCAAGCUGGGCACAUGUGUGUGCCCAAGAUCCUGAGAAGAGAGUG
Messenger RNA from Tupaia belangeri chinensis (Chinese tree shrew), 3233 nucleotides. It is a transcript of the gene SWAP70, whose product is annotated as switching B cell complex subunit SWAP70. The record is from RefSeq and is a predicted model, not a curated record. Gene Ontology annotation, cellular component: cytoplasm; nucleus. The transcript has 12 exons. The coding region runs from base 13 to 1770 and encodes 585 amino acids. NCBI's taxonomy places the organism in Eukaryota, Metazoa, Chordata, Mammalia, Scandentia, Tupaiidae.